AUGAAUGAAGAUUUAAAACUAGGAUCAGUAAUAUGGCCAAACUUUUCUUCUCCUUUUAAUAUAUCAUGUUAUGGAUUAAACUAUGAGUGUAAUAUCUUAGCUUUGGGAAGUUCUGAAGGAAACAUAGUACUUUUUCGAGUGGAAAAAAAUGAAAAGCAUAAAAAUGGUAAUGAGGCUGACAUAGCAAGUAAUGAAAGUGUAAAUAAAAUAUCAUCAACCGAUUUGGGAAAAACGAACAAUGAUUCAAAUUGUGAAGAGGUUAAGAAAAGUAGCAAUAGUAACAGUUUUAACAAACGUAUUGAAAAUGAUGAAGAUGAAAAUGAAAAAAUAAAUAAUCGAAUAAAACUAAUACCAUAUAAUAUAUUAUUAAAUAAUAAAAAUAAUGGAUGUAAUAAUAGUGUAACACAAUUAUGUUUUGGUUUAUCAUAUUCAUAUCUUAUUCAAUGUGUAUCUAAAGAAAUAUUAAUUUCGUUAUAUGUUGAUAAUACAAUUGCUUUAUGGUCAUUAGAUGAAGGAAGAUGUUUUAAAAUAUUUAAAAAUUAUAAUUUUUAUAUAUAUAAUAUGAAAGUAUUACAAGAUCGAAGAUUUAUAUUGUUAUCUGGAUAUAAAGAUAUAUUAGUUAUAGAUUUAUGGGCAAAUACAGAUAAAGAAAUUGUAGCUCGUUUAUCUAUAGAAAAUAAGGAAUGUAAUGAAGAGGGUAAUAAAAGUAAUGAACUGAGUGAUGUAGAAGAUAGUAAUGAUACACAUUAUGAUAUUGCUAAUAGUGAUAUAAAUUGUAAAAUGUUUUCAUCAUCUUCUGAUAGUUUAGAAUCUAAUAAUUUUUCCAUGGAUAAUUAUAAAGAAAAUAAUGAAAGAUGUAAAGAAGUAAUUAAUGAGGUAUAUGAAGAAAAAUCUGUAAAAUAUUUUUCUCCAUCAUUAGUUAAUAAUAUAAAUGAACGGGAUAGAUAUAGUAAGCAUAAUUAUUAUUAUAACUCUCAAUUUUUAAAUUAUAAACUAUAUUAUGCUAAAAAAAAAACUACUACUACUAAUAGUAGUAAUAAUAAUAAUAAUAGUAAUAAUUCGAAUUUAAAAAUAUGUUGUAUUUCUGCUGGUUUAGUACCAUAUUUAAAAAAAGAGAAUCAAAGAUCUUUAAUACAAUGUAUGAAAUUGUUAAAAAGAAAAUUUUUUAACAUUUAUGAAAAAAGAGAAAAAAAUAAUUCAAAUAGUAGGAAUGUAGGAGAUAACGAUAAUAAUAACAAUAAUAUGCAAGGGGAAGAAUGUGAUGAAGAAUAUAUAAAAUUGAGAGAAAAAGAAACAUAUAAAAAUUUACAUGAUUUAUUUUAUUGUCCAGUAUUAAUAUCAGCAUGGUUAAAUAAUGGAGAUAUAAUAUGUUGGGAUUUAACAAAUUUAUUAAAUUUUUAUAAAAGCAAAACAAGAUUUGUUAUAAGAACCGAUAAAACUGAAAUUGAAAUGUAUAAUGAAACAAUUGAAGAUAUUGCAGAAAAUUGUAUAUAUGAUGAGUUAAUAAAAAAUAAAAUAAAUAUACCAAAUGAUAUAAAUUUAAAAUCUCAAGAUAAACAUUUAAAGAAUACAGAAGAUACUUAUGAACAAAUUGAUGGGGUAUAUCAUGUUAACCCAAUUUUUAUUUCAAAUCUGCCAUCAUCAAAAUCAGAUUUAGAAAUAUCUGGUAAUGGUAAUUCAAGUCAAAUAGGUAUUAUAGAUAACUACAUUAUAAUUUUACAGAAAAACCGGUUAAUUAUUUAUGAAAGAAAAAAUGCAAAUUCCUCUUUUGUUCCACUUAUGGAUUUAUUUUGUCCUGAUUUUGAUCAAUCUUGCAAAAGACGCACUCAAAAUGCCCACUGGGUUGGCAUGCAAGUUUUGCGUAAGCCAAUUUGGCGGUUUUCUUCAGGCGCGUCCCAAAGCAACAGCUCAAAAAUAAGGUCAUUCAAUAUUAUGCAGAACAUGUCUAAGAAUAUUUGUGGGUGCAUUAUCGCCUGGACAACUGAAGGGAAUUUUUAUUGCUAUACUUUACCUCUAAAAUUUUCAAGCAUGUUUUUGUCUUUUCAAUCGAAUAUAAAAUCAUUUUUUUUAAUGAAGGUUGACAAAAACUUGUUGGGUUCAUUUAAGAGUCCUGGUCCAAUUCUUUUUUACAGAAAUAAAUAUAGCACAUCUAAAAAAGAUGCAGAUACCUAUGAACAUAAUUUCUCCAAUAGUAGUAGUAUGUUCAGUCAGAUAAGACAGAACAACAAUAAUGAGAAUACAAACCCUGCGCAUCUAAAUAAUGAUUAUAAUAAUGAGGAAAAGACGAGUAAUAAAUAUAGCAGCAUUUAUAAGGUACAUACAUCGAGUUAUAGUUAUAGCAGUAUAAAUAAAAAUAGUUUAAAUGAAAAGUCGAAUUUAUGUGAAAUUGAAAAAAACACAUGUUCAAUAGAAUCAACAAAAUUGGAAAAUAGCAAUAGCUAUAAUGAAGAUACAAAUAUAUCAAAAUUAAAAAAUAAUAGUAAUUAUCGUAAAAAUGUGAACAGUAAAAAAAAAUCAUCUAUAUGGAAAGAUGAUGUAUUUUUUUUAUUUGUAAACAAAUUAAAACUAAACAGAAUUAUAGUAUAUGAAUAUUUAUUUAACAUUUGGUAUAAGACAAAUAAAAUAGAUAGUAUAUGGUUAUUAGGUAAUAAAAAAAAAAAUAAUAUUUUAGAAGAUAAUGAAAGAGGAUAUAAAUAUGAUGUAAUAAAAAGGGAAAUAGAAACAACAAAGGAUUAUAAUAUGAAUAUAGAAAAAAUAAAUAAUGAAGAAAUGUAUAAUACUAAUAUUUAUAAUCGAAAAGAAAAUGUUGAAUAUGAUGAGAAUAAAAAUAAAGAAAUAAUUACAUAUACAUUUUGUGAAAAUAAUUUAAAUUUAUAUGUGAUAAUUAGUUAUAGGGAAAGUCGAGUUGUGUGUGUAUUAAUAAAUUGUUAUAAAUAUGUGGAAAAUAAAAAAAUAAUAUAUGAUUUAUACAUUCCAGAUAUUAUAUAUAAAAAAAAAAAUUUUAUAACAGUAUUACAUGUCGAAAAUAAUUAUAUAAUUGGGGGAACAAAUAGUGGAGAUAUAUUAAUAUGGAAUGUUUAUAAUUUUAGUUUAGUAAAGUUUAUAAAAAAUUGUCAUUUUUCAUAUAUAUGUAGUAUAUAUAAAGUUGUUACAGAGAAUUUUUUAAAAAAAGAUAAUGUAAAUAUAUCAGAAGAAAAAGAAGAAACAUCUUUUGUAUUAACAUGUGAUGCAAGUAAUUAUAUGAUCUUAAUAAAUUUGAAUAAAAUCGAUUAUAAUAAUGAUCAUAAUAAUUUUUUUUGUAAAAAUGAUGAAUGUAACAUUAUUUUAUCAUCAGAAGAUAACAUGGAUAGUGUAUUAUUUUUAAAAAAAGAAAAAGAAAGAUUAAAAAAAAAAAUGAUAAAACAAAAGGGAAGCAACAAUUUUGAGAUAAAUAUUUGUAAUAAGACAGAUAGAAUAAAUGUUAGAAGAAUAAGCAAUAGUCAAAUAAAAUAUAAGAAUAAAAAAAAAAGAAAAAGUAAUAGUCAAAUAAAUUAUGUUAAUACUGGUUUUAAAAGGCCAAGUUGGAUAAAUCCAGAAAAUAAAUAUAAACUAAUAAACAUUUUAAACUGUAAAAAUGGAAUAAAAAAUUAUCAAGUAAAAAAUAAUAAUUCAUAUAUUUAUAGUAUGUCAUUAUUAAAAGCAAAAAAAUAUAUUAUGAAGUUAAGAAAGAAAACAUGGGAAAAACGAUAUGAAAUGGAAAGAAAAUUAAAAAUUAUGACUCAUGUAUGUUUUCAUUGUUGUUUUAAAAAAUUAGAAAAAAAAAAUGAAAUUAAUUUUAAAUUAAUAAAUAAUGUAUAUAUAAAUAGUUAUUCUUCACUAUUAUAUAUUAGUUUAGUAAAUAAUUAUGUCUAUAUAUAUAAUUAUAAAAGUGGAAAUUUUUUAAGAUAUUUAUACGAUUCUCAAUAUUCUCAAAUAUCAAAUAUUCCAUUUGAAAAUGUAUAUACUAGGUUAGGUAUAAGUGUAUCAAGUAUUCAACUUUUAAAUAAAAUUAAAAUUAAAAAAAAUAAAACCACAUAUCUACAUGAAUUCAAUACAGAAAGUGAAAUAAUAUUUGAUGAUGUUUCUGAUAAACCGAGUUCAUGUUCUUAUUCAUUAAUUUCAUCAUCACCUUCUUUAGAAUCGCUUCAGCAUUUUUUAAGUAGUGAUGGAAUGGAAAUAAAUAGAGAUAAUGAUACUAAUACUAAUGAUAGUUAUUUGAGUGAGAAAGAUGGAAUAGAUAAUAAGGAGAUACAAUUUGAGAAAAAUAAAUUUAAUAAAAUGGAAAAUAUAAUUAGAGGAAAAAAAGAAAAAAAAUCAUAUUUAUUAGUAAAAAGUCAAAUACCAGUUAUUAGUCAUAUAUUAUUUAGAGAUAAUCAUUUAUCGAAAAAGGCAUUACCAUUAGGAAGAUUGUUAUAUCAUUAUUUUUUACCUGAGAAAUGUACAAAAUUAUGUAAAGAAUUAUUUUUUUUCUUAACCGAUUUUCCAUCUUUACCAUUUUCUAUGUGUAUACAAGGAAAGGAAUCUACCUAUUCGCUAAUAAUUCCUAAGUAUACUCAACUGUUUCAUUUUUCAAAAAUGUACCCAUUGAAGUUAAAACGGGGAAAAUCCAGAAAAAAAGGGAAUGCAGAAAAUGUGGAAAAAAAUGUGGAAAAAAAUGAAGACAUUAUAAAUUAUAGAACAUACAAAAAGGAAAUGUACAAAUUUUUAUCAGCAGAAAAAAGGAAAAAAAAAAAAAAAAAAAAAUUUUUUUAUGAUUCAUUAAAUAUAGAUUAUAAUGAUAUAUAUAACAAACAAUUUAAAAAUAAAUAUUUUUUGAAUGACUCGUUAAGAAAAAAAUACAUUUAUUUUGGUCUUAAAUUAGGGACUAAGCAAAAUGAGAAUAAGAAUAAAGUUAGUGCACUAAUGCAUAAAUGGAAAUAUGUUUAUGAGAGUCGAGAAGAAAAUUGGAAUAGUGAAAAUAAUCGAGAUAUAUUAAAAAAAUAUAAAAUAAAUAAAGAUAGUAAUUUGUAUCCAAUAAAAGUGAAUGAUAAAUGGGAACUUCCAAAUAGUAGUAAUUCAAUAUAUAAAGAUAUUGAAAUAAAUUGUGAAAAAAAAACUGAUAAAAAUUAUAAUAGACAGAAUAAUAAUUUAUAUAUAUUACAAUAUAAUUGUUCUAAUAAUCGAAAUAUUGAAAGAAAUAAAAAUAUAGAUAAACACAAACACAGACAAUGGAUGUGUGAUUAUAUAGAUGAUGAAAUGGAUGGGUGGUAUUCAUGUGACUCUUCUUCUAGUAAAUCAAGUAUAUAUUUGUAUAUCCCCAAAAAUAAGAAUAAUAAACAUAUUGGUAAAACAGUUAGAAGUAGUAUAAAUAGGGUUAGUGACAUUGAUAAAAGAAUACACAUUUCAAAUAGAUGUAGUGAAAUAAAAGGAAGUAAAUAUAAUGAAGGAGAUAUUAAAAAGAAAAUAAUGAAUCCAAUAAACAUAUUUUCGAAAAGGGAAAAUAAAAAAAUAAAAAAAAAAAACAAGAGAGAUAUAUCUUACUUUUUUAAUGAUAACUCAGUUGAAAUAUGUUGUGAAAGCUUGUAUGUGAACACUUUGUAUUUUUGUUUUAUUUUACGAUUUAUAAAUUUUUGGUUCAAAAUGUGUCGAGAUAAAUAUAAUGAUAAUAUAUUAAUAAACUUAAAAAAAUAUAUAAUAUAUAAUUUACCAAAUAAUAAUAAAAUAAAUUUAUUUUUAUUAAGUUAUAUAUCUAUGUAUCCAUAUGAUAAAAGUAUAAGAAUUCAAUUGCAAAAAUUUAUGUUUAUAUUAAUACAAAAUAUGAAGAAUGAAUGUUUAGAUAAAUAUUCAAAACUAGCUACCGAAAUAUUGCGCAUUAAUAAUAAAAAAAAAAGAAUUAUAAAAAAAAAUAAUGAUAGUAUAUCAUUAUAUGAUACAACAGGGGCAUACAUAAUACAAAUAAUUAUACCAAGAGUUGGAUCACAUUAUUUAUAUCCUUAUGUAUAUGCUGAUGAAAUAUGUUUAACAUUAUUAUUAUUAUUAUUAGUUGUUAAAUCAAUUUAUUUAAGAAAUUCCAAAAUAUUUUAUUCAAAUGCAAGUAUGGCUACAUUAAUUAUCCAUCACAUAUGUUAUUAUAUAUUUGUGGAUACACAAAAUUUGAUAGAAAAUACUUAUAAUAAAUUUAAUAAAUUUAAAUUAUUUCAUUUUAUACAUUUAUUGUCUUUAAGCUUUUCAAUAACUUGGGAUUUUAUUUUAUUAAUACAAAAAGGUAUUUUUACUAAUAACAUGAAAAAUGUUACAUAUAGUAAUUUUAGUAUAAAUAUAAAAGAUGAAGAUUUUAUUUGUAACGAACAAAUUAUAAAUGAAAAUUUUUAUAAAAAUCUGAAAGAUUAUUAUAUAUUAGCAAAUACAUUAGGGAAUGAAUCUUUACACCAUUCUUCAAGUGAAAUUAAUUUAAAAAAUUGCAUAGAGGAUUACAUAAUGAAAUCUAACAAUGAUAAUAAUAAUAGUAGUAGCAAUAUGAAUGAACACCAUUUUGAAAAACAAGAUUUAGAAUUAAGCUCAUAUGAAAAUGUUAUAUCAGAUGAAAAUAGUGAAAUAAAAACAGUUGUUUGUAAAGCUAGUGAAUCAGGAGAAUGUGAUAGUGUUAUUGUUAAUAAUGUAGAGAAUGAAGGAAAUAAUAAUAACAUAAAUAAGUUUAAAAUUAUGGAAGAGCAAAAAAAAAAGAUAUAUGGUGAAUUGUGUAAUAUAAAUAAUGAUAUAAAUAAAAUAUUUUCAAAUAAAAAAUGCCCAUUUAAUGAGAAUAAUUAUAUAAGUAUAUGUCAUUUUAUUUUAAAUAUUUUUGAAUUAUAUACCUUGUCAUUAAAUAAUAUUAGUUUCUUAAAAAUUUUAAUAAAUAUAGGACGUAUUGAACCAUUUUUAUUUUUAAAGACAUUACAAUAUAUAAGUAAUAAUUUACAAAAACGUGUAUUAUAUAUAAAUAAAAUAUUAUUUUUGUUAAUAAUAUUAAUAAAAAAUUAUAAAUGGAUAUUUAAUUAUUAUAUGAAUAUAAUUAUAGAUAUAUUGCUAAUCUCAUUAGACCCAUCAAAUAAUGUAAGGAUGUUAUGUUUAAAAUUAUCAACUAGUUUAAUUUAUACAUUAGUAAAAAAUUUUACAAUUUGUGCAUUUAAUAAGUUUACUCAAAGAUUAGCUGUAGCAAAUAAUUCUAAUAAGUGUAUAUAUUUAUAUGAUUUAAAAAAUGCAAAAAAAUUAAAAAUAUUUCAAGGGCAUAAAAAAAGUGUAAAUUGUAUUAAUUUUAAUUCUACUGGAACAUGUUUAGCAUCUUAUUCAAAAUUAGAUUUUUCUUUUAAAAUUUGGAAUUGUUCAAAUGCUGGAUUAUUUAGUGGAUUUUUAAAAGUACAAUCAAAAUGCUCACGAGAUAUACAAUUGUCUAAAAUUAAAUUAAGUUAUUUAUUUUUGUCGGAUAAUUUUAUAAAUAUUACUUAUAAAAAGAAAAAUGAAUGGGUAUUACGUAGAGAAGACAAUGUUACUUAUUUGAUAUAUACUUGA
This is a messenger RNA of Plasmodium yoelii, 7542 nucleotides long. Its product is annotated as WD repeat-containing protein, putative. The coding region runs from base 1 to 7542 and encodes 2513 amino acids. The transcript has 2 exons. NCBI's taxonomy places the organism in Eukaryota, Apicomplexa, Aconoidasida, Haemosporida, Plasmodiidae. Gene Ontology annotation, cellular component: cytoplasm. Gene Ontology annotation, molecular function: protein binding. The record is from RefSeq and is a predicted model, not a curated record.